Liolophura sinensis is the source of this 6606-nucleotide messenger RNA. RefSeq names its product cilia- and flagella-associated protein 44-like. Gene Ontology annotation, molecular function: protein binding. The record is from RefSeq and is a predicted model, not a curated record. NCBI's taxonomy places the organism in Eukaryota, Metazoa, Mollusca, Polyplacophora, Chitonida, Chitonidae.
CCAGUGAAAUGGAUAAAUGAUAUGAAAUAUUUUGCCACUGACAGUCAACACGUACUCUUCAAGUUCCGUGUAUUUCCUCUCAUCAAGUAAAUGUAAUUAUCUAAUAGUUAUGCCCAAAAUACUCCUUCCACUGUACUUGUGCAUUUCUGUUGUAUCUGAUUUGCUAUGUCUGUCACCCUAAUGUGUUGUUAUCUGGCCGUUAGCUGUAGAGGGAUCCACAGAGGCAACUGGGAUGGAUGGUGAGCAGCAAAACGAGGGAACAACAACCCCAACACAGGACCAGCCAGCUCAAGGCCAGGGAAAUACACCAGCACAAGUGUCAAAUGAGGGAUCAAACACAGACAACCCGGCAGGGAGUUUGGUUGACAUGGGAACAGGAACUGACAAGGUAGACAAGAAAGAUGAGGAAAAGUCUGAAGAAACUGAGCAUGCUGGGCCUGAAGAAGCAGAGGGACAAGGUAAAGACAAUGAAAUUGUACCUGAAACCGAGAAGCCCCCGGAGGAGCAGCCUCCAAGUGAGACAGGAGAGCAGGCUGAUACUGUGGAGCAGGGUCAGGCUGUUGUGAAUGAUUGGGGAGAUGAGGCUAAGGAAGAAGGGACCACUGAUCAAGGUGAAACAGAAAACAUUGUUGAAAGUCAUGGAGAGAAACCGACAGAAGAGUCCACUCAGGAGAAGGGAGAAACUGAAAAGCAAACUGAAAAGAGUGAAGAGGCUGAGAAAGAAGCUGAAGGGAAGGGAGAAGCUGACAAACAAGAGGUUGACAAAGAAGCUGAACAGAAUAAAGAGGUUGAUAAACAAGCUGAACAGGAGGGAGAAGCUGACAAUCAAGCUGAACCAAAUGGAGAAACUGACAAACCAGCUGAGACAUCUGGAGAGGGGCCAGUCACCUCAGGACAGGAAGAGGAGGGGCAAGCUGAAGAAGGUGUUCAGGGAGAUGGGGAGCGUGGGGAAGGGAGUGGCUCUCAGAAGGGAGACGAGGACUUGAAUGCCUGGGGAGAGAGUAGGGAAGAUCUGGUAGAGACCAUGGACCCGUUAUUCUACUACAAUGCAGAGGAGCAUGUGUCAGGUGCACAGGUACAGGAGGAGUCUGGCCUGCCUCUUGACAUGCUCACACUCAACCAUUCGUACGGUUAUGACUGCACCAAACGUGCUAAUCUCCACAUCCUGGAUGAGACGACGGUGUGCUUUGUAGCAGGUAACCUGGUGGAGUUACUGAACCUGACCAGCAAGGAGCAGACAUACCUCCGCAGUACAAGUGGAGGAGGUGUUGGAGCUAUUGCUGUACAUCCAAGCAGAAAAUUCUUUGCUGUAGCAGAGAAAGGGAAAGUCCCUAAUAUAAACAUAUAUGAGUACCCAUCUCUGAAGUUGCACCGCAUACUGAGAGGAGGAACAGAGCAGUGUUAUAAUUAUGUGGACUUCAGCCCUGAUGGAGAACUGCUGGCCUCCCAGGGAGGGGAGUCAGACUACAUGUUAACAGUGUGGAGAUGGAGACAGGAGAAGAUUGUGCUGCGCUCCAAGGCCUUCUCCCAGGAGGUGUUCAGGGCAACCUUUUCCACAGAGCUUGAAGGACAGCUGACCACAGCAGGCACCAGCCAUAUCAAAUUUUGGAAGAUGGCUGACACAUUUACAGGUUUGAAGCUACAAGGUCAGCUGGGGAAGUUUGGUCGCACAGAGAUCUCUGAUAUAGAGGGUUACGUGGAGUUGCCUGAUGGGAAGGUCUUGUCAGGCUGUGAGUGGGGGAAUCUUCUGGUCUGGGAUGGAGGGCUCAUUAAGGUGGAGAUCUCUCGUAAGGGAGGCAAAUCCUGUCACCAUGGCCCAGUCCAGCAGAUCUUACUGGAUGAAGGAGAGUUGAUGACUGUCGGAGUGGAUGGAUUCAUCAGAGUGUGGGACUUUGAAACAAUAGACACAGCUGAAGGUGUAGAUGAAGUGGGUUUGUUUGAAAUGGAACCAAUGAAUGAGCUGCAAGUGGAAAUGGAUGUCAAGCUUAAGUCCAUCGUGAAGUCUGUGGACACAGAGAAUGAGCCCACCAUCUGGUACGCACAGGAUGCCAACGGUGGGAUUUGGAAGCUGGACUUAUCAUUUUCUCACACAUCGCUGGCCCCAGAGAAGCUGAUGACGUACCACGCAGGUCCGAUCUGGAGUGCGGAUACCUCACCAGUGAGCCACCUGGUGGCCACCACAGGACAGGAUAGUACCGUGAGGGUAUUUGACUACGUGUCCAGAAAACAACUGUGUCAGUCUAGCUUUAACUCUGCUGGAACAAGCCUGACCUGGGUCCCAGAGAUUGUCGACCCUAAAGGCUCUACAGUUGUGGUUGGGUUUGGUGAUGGUGUUGUCCGUGUGUUGACCAUUGCUAGUAUACAUGAGCAUUCCCUGGGGCACAAGGGGAAAGAUGAGUGUGAGUUUGUGUUACGUCAAGCCUUCAAGCCGCACACAGGUUCUGUUACCAGCCUCGCCAUUGAUAACAAUGGAGAAGUACUGGCAACUGGGAGUGAAGAUGGAACUGUGUUUUUCAUGACAGUUGGCACAACGUAUGAGCCUGUAGGUUUUGUGAAAAUGCCAGCAGCUGUGCGGUCCAUUCAGUGGUCUCCAAAAAAAUUUAAAAAGUCAACAUUACUGAUCUUUUGUGACGGUGGAUGUGCAGUAGAACUAGCAGCCCCAGAGCAAGGCACUUUUGACACAGCUCACACAUUCCAGAUAACAGGACUGGAUAUGAAGACAUUCCAGUUCAACAGUAUCAAGUCUUAUUUACGGCAUGAGGAAGACUUGGCACGGCAGGCUAAAGAGGAGGAGGAGAGAAAAAAACGUGAGGAAGAGGAGAGGAAGAAGAGGAUAGAAAGAGGAUUAGAGACUGAAUCUGAAGCAGGCGACGAAGAACCAGAGUCGGCUACGCCACAACAGCCACCAUGGGAGCCUUACAUCCCUGAAGAACCCAGCCCCAUUUUGACAGGCUUCUACACCGACGAGGGCAAAUUCUGGCUCUCUAUGGGUGGAUUUGAUGCUGGUUAUCUGUACGAGUGUAAGUUCUUGUCAGAAGAGGAGAAAGCCAGCAUGAGAAAAGAGAAUAUAGACAAGCCCCUGAGGGCAGUGUCUGUCAUAGACUCCAAUGAUGUUCCUAUCACACAGAUCAAGUUCAGUUCUAAGGUGGAUCAGGUGCUGAUGGGCAUGGAGAACGGUGCUGUGCGGAUCCAGCAGAUGGACCCUGAGUCCCAGGAGAAGGACCUGGGUCUGAUGGGGCCCUACUGGAUGCUGACCAUCCACGACAACAACUACGGCCACAUCACUCGUCUACUGACCAGUCACGAUGACACCUACAUCCUCACUGUUGGCAGAGAUGGCAACUUCUUUGCCUUCAACAUGAUGGGACAGGAGGAGAUAAAGGAGAGAGUGGCUGAGGCCAAGGCCAGACUUCCAUCUGCCAGGGCUAUUGAGGAAGACAAGGUGGUUGAUGAUAUUGAUGACCCUAAUGCUUACAGUAUUGAAGAUGCCAAACAAAAAGCUGAACAUGACAAGAUGAUCCGUCAAGCCGAGGAAAAAAAGAAAGACGUUCGCCGUCACAUCGCCAAACUACGUCGAGACUUCAAAACUCUGCUGGAGAAGAACAAGACUUUACCUGAACAUCUACAGCUCCACAGAGGGGAAUUUGAAAUGGAUCGAGAAAUCAAACAGGAGCUAGAGAAGCAGAUUCAAGACAAGAUAGAACUGAUGAAGAAAGAGAUGGCAUGGGAUUCUGAGAAACACAGACUGGCUCUAGAGAAACUCCAGAUGAAGUUUAAGGAAGUGGUGGAGUGUGAGAGGAUUGUGGUGAAAUCCUUCAACUCUCCACAUGAGGUGGCCACAUUUAGGACGGCUAAACUCUCGGAUGACUUCUAUGACAUGAAGGCUUUGUUUCAACGCCGGAAAACAAUGUUCCUGUCGGGACCCUCCAGAGAUACCACCCGAGAACUACGAACAGGUCAGACCAAGCAGACAGAGGGUGGACAGGCCGUCUCUGAUGUGCAAGAGAAUGCCGACCUCAAAGUGAAAACAUCUCUGAAGGGUAGCAUGGGAGACCGCAUCACUCAGGCCUUACUCAAAGUGGACGAGAAGAAACAUCAGAGAGCGGUCAGAAAAGCUCAGUGGGAUGAACUGUUGGCCAGCAAACCUGAUGAUGAUUAUGAAGACCCAGCAGAUGUGGCGGCGAUUAAGGAGGCCAAGGAAAACAUGGGGGACUACAAGCUGAAGACAGCUCCAGACUAUGUUGUCCCAGAUCACAUGAGGAUGAACGUGGAGAAGGCCAGGGGACGACUUCUUGUCAUCAAGGAUCUCAUCCACCAGCACAAGUAUGACUUCAAUGCACAGCUGCUGGCCCUCCGGGACAGGAAGAUCUCCUUACUGGACGUCCUAAGGGAGUUGGUGAAGGAGCUAAAGGAGGUUCAGGCUGAGCUAGGGCCCCACAAGCGCCUGCCUCUCCCUCACAUACCCGAUCUCCACCCAGAGGAGAUGCCAGAAAAGCAGUUGGAAUACACCCGUGAAAGCCUGCUGGAAUUCAAGAAAGCACAUGAAGCAAAGGAACUGGCUGCUAAGAAAGGCAGUAACACAGGAUUUGGGGGAUUCGGAGGGGACGGAGAAGCAACUAAGCCAUCCUCACCAGCAGGAACUCCAAAACAAGGAACAUCACUCAGUAGUCUGACCAAGUCUGACUCGAAUGUGAUUAGUGAACAGGGCCCACCUACAGUAGCAGAUGGAGAAGAGGAGCUGUCGGACGCUGAGAGGCAAAUUAGAGAGGCCAGAGAAAUUAGGUUAUUGUACCAGAGAGACCAGAUUGUUCUCAAGAUCAAGGAACUGAAGCAACAUUUUGAUGCUGACCUACGCUUGCUGAGACAUGACAAGUUCAACCUGGACAUCAUCAUGAAGAAUGCUGAUCUCAGACAUGUGACGCUGUUUGAAGAGCUGGUUUUGCUGAAGGAGUUUGAGAAGAGUGAGGAUGUGCUGGCUGCCAAGGUGGAGAGUAAAGAGCAGGAGAAGUUGGAGAUGCAGGCCAAGGUUCUGGACUGCCAAAGCAAAUUGGAAAAUAAGAAAAAAGACAUAGAAAGGCUUCAGGAAAAAGAAAAAGCCUUACACGCAGCGUUUCUUGCUUCUCUUGGAGACAACAACAAAUUUUCAGAUUACCUACAGAAAGUUUUUAAGAAGAAAAUCAAACGAGCUAAGAAGAAAACUACAGAUGCUGAUGGCUCUGAUGAGGAGAGCGACGAUGAGAGUGAUGACGAGUCAGAUUGGGAUGAAUCUGAUGAGGAGUCAGAGUCAGAAACGGGGGGUUACGACUUGGAUGUGUGUCCUUCAGGCUGUGACCAGGCAAUCUAUGACAACACCUGUCAGAUGCGAGAGAAGAAGCUGGACAUUGAAGAACUGCUGACAGAGGAGAAAAAAGCCAGUGAAGUGCUGAAAAAAGAGCUGGAAAGUCUCCAUAAAAAAUCCAAAAUAAUUGACACUGGUUUGCAGGUGGCUGAAAAUAACCUGGAGGCCUUUCAGCUGGAGAAGCAACAGAAGAUCAACGAGCUGGACGUGGUUGUGACACUAAAGCUUCACCAGAUCCAGUAUAUGGUGAAUGGCGUGCUGCCUCAGGACCUGUGUAACACCCUGGUGUUUGAGUCCUCAGGGGUGUCCAGGCUACAGCAGAGGAUCAAGGAGCUCCAGCAUGAAAAGUCCAUGCAGAAAAGACAGAUGAAGGAGUCACGCAGGCAGCAUGUACAGCUGCUCAAGGACAGAAAGCACAUGGAGUCUCGCAUUAGGCAUAUGGAAGAGGAAUGUAACAGCACAAUGAUGGCCAAAUUUGGAUGUAUAGUGGAUUUGGAAAAGUUGGAGACCAUUACAGUGAACAGGAACAUUGAGGAACUCAAGGAAAAACUCAGACUGGCAGAAAUCACAAACUCAGAAGAAAUCUCAGAUUGGAUUGAAAAAAUCAGUGCCAAGAAAGAAGAGAUUACUGGUCUGAUUCGUGAGAAUACCCGUAAACUGAACCAGCUGUGUAUUCUGACAGAGGAGAAGAAGACACUGGAGAACUCUCUGGAUGCCAGACAGAAACAUGUGGGAGGAGAAUAUAGCGGAGUGAAGAAGUCAGAGGCUCGUGAGAGACAGAGGUUGAUACAACUGGUACAGCUUCAGGCUCAGGAGAUCGAUGCUCUCAAAGAGGAGAUAACUCUGUUGUCUCGAAAAGGUGGUCACAUCUUACCUCCAGCCCAGCCUCCGAUGCCCCAGUCAGCCUCCAUUUAGUUCUUCAUCCAAACCCAAUACUGCAUAUUUAUUUUGAUGUAAAUAACGAAGUCUUAUGACUUUACUUCUGCUGUGAUAGGAAGGACAGUCAUUGAAAGUUCCCGCUGCUACACAACAACCUUUGUAUGGAAAACAAAUGUCAAACAGAGUAGAACCAACCAAAGAUUGGCACAGAGUACCUUGUGAGUUUUUACUAAACAUCAGCAUUGUAUGUUUCAAUAACAUACCUGGCUAUUUGUGCGUACCAGUCUUCUAGUUUUCUCCAUUCCUCUCAAGUUGAAGCUUUACGUAGGUGUGUUUUAAGAAAAUUGUGAUAUGUACAUGUUAUUUACUGGAAAUAAAUACAACCAUUU